This is a messenger RNA of Lipotes vexillifer (Yangtze River dolphin), 1229 nucleotides long. It is a transcript of the gene PIANP, whose product is annotated as PILR alpha associated neural protein. Bases 293 to 1144 code for a protein of 283 amino acids. The record is from RefSeq and is a predicted model, not a curated record. NCBI's taxonomy places the organism in Eukaryota, Metazoa, Chordata, Mammalia, Artiodactyla, Lipotidae. Gene Ontology annotation, cellular component: membrane. Gene Ontology annotation, biological process: regulation of immune response. The transcript has 6 exons.
UCCGAGCUGCCGCGCCGAGCCCCGCCGGGCCGAGCGCAGCCCGAGCCGAGCCGAGCCGAGCCGAGCCGAGCAUCUCCCGCCGCCGCCGCCGCCGCCCCGCGCCCCGGGCGCCCGCCCCCACCCUCUACAGCACCCCGCUGCCCUCAGAACCCCCCGACCAUGCCCAGUGCCCCCCACGCUCCCGCGACCCCCCAGCCCGGCGCAGCCCCGAGCUCUCGCAGCCGUCGCGCCGCCGCGCCAGGCAUGCAGUAAAGGCUGAAAAUCUGGGUCAUCUCUGAGGAAGAUCUCGGACAUGGAGUCCAGAAUGUGGCCUGCGCUGCUGCUGUCCCAUCUCCUCCCUCUCUGGCCACUGCUGUUGCUGCCCCUCCCACCGCCUGCCCAAGGUUCCUCCUCCCCUCGGACCCCACCAGCCCCAGCCCGGCCCCCCUGUGCCCGGGGAGGGCCCUCAGCCCCACGCCAUGUGUGCGUGUGGGAGCGGGCACCUCCACCAAGCCGCUCCCUGCGGGUCCCAAGAUCACGUCGGCAAGUCCUGCCAGGCACCUCGCCCCCGGCCACCCCAUCAGGCUUUGAAGAGGGGCCACCCUCAUCCCAGUACCCCUGGGCUAUUGUGUGGGGUCCUACAGUGUCUCGAGAGGAUGGGGGGGACCCCAACUCUGCCAAUCCUGGAUUUCUGCCCCUGGACUAUGGUUUCGCAGCCCCACAUGGGCUGGCCACCCCACACCCCAACUCAGACUCCAUGCGGGGUGAUGGAGAUGGGCUAAGCCUUGGAGAAGCACCUGCCACCCUGCGGCCAGUCCUGUUCGGGGGCCGCGGGGAAGGUGUGGACCCUCAGCUCUAUGUCACAAUUACCAUCUCCGUCAUCAUUGUUCUCGUGGCCACUGGCAUCAUCUUCAAGUUCUGCUGGGACCGCAGCCAGAAGCGGCGCAGGCCCUCUGGGCAGCAAGGUGCCCUGAGGCAGGAGGAGAGCCAGCAGCCCUUGACAGACCUGUCCCCAGCCGGGGUCACUGUGCUGGGGGCCUUCGGGGACUCGCCCACCCCCACCCCUGACCACGAGGAGCCCCGAGGGGGACCCCGGCCUGGGAUGCCCCAGCCCAAGGGGGCUCCAGCCUUCCAGCUGAACCGGAUUCCCUUGGUGAAUCUGUGAUCCCCCCCAAGCCUGGGCUGCCACCAAGCAGGGGGCCAAGGGGCCGGCACAGCCCCCAUCCCGCUGAGGGCAGGGCGGCCGUGGG